AUGUCGCGAAGUCUCUCUCAAAAUGUUGCGAGUAGUCAGUCGACUUCAAAGAUGAAUAGCUUGAUGACUUCAACUUCCAACUCAAACAAAACUCAAAGAGGGUUCGGAGUUGAGGUAACCAGCGAUCUUGUUUGGAAGCAUUGGGACGUUGGAGGUGAUCAUGCCAAAAAGAUUAUUGUAAAAAAUGUGAGCACAGAAGUGGUGGAGGUCAAAUAUGAACUGCCAAAAUCAAAAAACUUCUUCAUGGGAUUUCCCGAGCCAUCAAAAAUUAGCCCUGGUGUGUCUGUAGCUUUUGAGAUUCGAUUCCGACCUACGGAGCGAAAAAAUUACUGUGACACUGUUAAAUUAACAGUUUUGAAGAAAGGAGAGUUGACUGUGAAUAUUUCAGCGUUACUACCAAAGGCACUAUUGGACGUUCCAAAUUGUGUUGAUAUGGGAUUUUGUCCAACGAUGGAAACAACACGAAAAGAAUUUGAGAUGGUAAACGUUGGAGAGGCUUCAUUUGAGUUCAGCUGGUCUGUCAAGACUCCUUUUGCGUUUAAACCUUCGUAUGGAAGGUUAAACGUUGGUGAAGCACUAACCGUUCAUGUAUUCUUUUCUCCUAAAGACGCUUCAUCAUUUGUUUCAACAGCAAUUUGUAAACUUUCUUCUGGAGAUGCAGUUUCAAUGCAAUUACAAGGAGUAGGAAAGAUUACUCACAUCAUUGCAAAUGAGACAAAUAUUUCAUUCGGAAAAUCACCAAUAGAAAGCCCAUCGAAAAGAGUUAUCAGUCUCAAAAAUACUUCACUCGUUCCUGCAUCGUUCUCUAUUAACAAAGUUGAGAAUGAUUAUGUUGAGGAUGUAUUUUCUUUUGAUCCAAAAAGUCAAAUUUUACCCCCAGGCUCAACAUCAAAUAUUACCAUCACGUACAUUCCCUCAACUAUUGAUUGCUUUGAUUGCAACAACUACACCAUAUCAACUCCUGGAGGAAACACUAUUCGAUUAACAUGCUCUGGUUAUGGGGUUGGGCCAGAAUUAAUUAUUUCACCAAUGUCUAUUAACUUUGGAGACGUUUUUGAAGGAAAAGAGGUAAAGCGAUUAAUAACUCUUGAAAACAAGUCGAAUAUGUCUGCAGAAUAUAAUUUUAAAGUGGAUACUGAAGGUACAUUUAAAUUUGAGAGAAAUUCUGGGGUAGUACCUGCAUUUCAGACUAGACAAAUAACUGUGACAUUUAUCCCGCACUUACCAAUUAAUUACUACAGAAGGAUUUUUAUUGUUGUGAAAAAUCAAGGAGUGACAUUUAUUGACUUGCUUGGAACAGGAUAUAAUGAUUCAAGAAGGCCUCCCCCAUUUUCAAUUAAGGAGGUGUAUUUAUUUAAAGAAAGAAUGUACAAAGGACUGCCAGCAUUCUCUCCCAGUGAAAUUGAAAAUUAUUUAGAAUUGUCAGAAAGCGGAAGGUUAGAUACCUUGUCUGCAGAAGAAAGAGAAAACAUCUCAAAUUUGACCCAAGUUUUGAGUAAUACAACCUCUACCACAGAUCUCAUUAGAGACAAUAUUGAAAAUACUCUUAAUGAGUUUUUUAAUUUAGUUACAGAUUACGACAAUCCAAUUUCAAUUAACUACAGCAGCAUUUCUUUUGGAAGUUGUUCACGGUUUAAGCUUGCAGAAUAUAAGACAGUGACAAUUUCAAAUAGAACAAAUGGUAAAAUAACCUGUGAUGUACAAAUUCCAAGUUAUGAAGGAUCUCCUUCUCCGUUUGUUAUAUUUCCAGAAACUGUCGAUAUUAAGCCCAUGAGCACGUUUACCUUCAAAAUUGGGUUUAGGCCAAGCUACGAUAACCAAUUUUUCAGCAACGAAAUUGAAUUUAUAUGCUAUUUCAAAUCAAACAGAAGUUUUAGACUGGUAAAUUCACAGACAUUUGUUCCUCCAUGGAUUCUGCCUCUGAAAGUAUUUGGUAACACCUUCAACAACACAGCAGCCUUCAUUCCACGAUUUACUUUACAACCAUCACACGUAACUUCAUUUCCUCCUUGCCUUACCAAUGACUCUACCUAUAGAUCUUAUACUAUUUAUAAUGAAAACGACAUUCCUAUGCCUUUUGAGUUUCUCAUCACUACAGAACAGCGAAGAUAUUUCACGUGUUAUCCUGAAAAUGGAUUGGUACCAAGUAAUUCAUUCCAAAUUAUUGUUUUUAAAUUCUCUCCCACGGAGCCAGGAUCAUAUCAAGAUAGUAUCAAAUGUAUUUUUAAUGAUUCCCCUAACCACACGGUAACAAUACCAAUAUUUGGAAUGAGCUUCUUACCAUCAAUUAGCUUUGGAAAGGAUGGUAAAUUGUUUUUCAAGCCAACUCUCAUUGGAGCUUCUUCAGUGAAAGAGUUAACCCUACACAAUCCUUCAAGAAUUCCAAUUACCUAUGAAUGGGACAUUCCAAAAGAUUUUUCAUCAGUAUUUAGCGUCUCUAAGAAAACUGGAAUAUUGAAUGGGAAUGAAACUCAAAAAAUUAUUUGGACAUUUACUCCAAGCCUUAAAAAAGUAUACUCCAUCAAGAUUCCUUGCAUUGUUUCUAGCGUGGCAGAAAUUAACAGAGAAAGUGUCAAGACUAGAUCCUAUCUAAUUCUGUUAGGAGAAGGAAACAAUGCUGGAAUAACAGUAGAGCCGUCAAAUAUUGAUUUUGGAAAUGUGUUGGUUAAUGAAAAAGCGACUCAGACAUUGACACUUCUCAACUCGAGCGAUUGCGAUUUACCUUUUGAAUUAAUAAUAAGAGAAAAUAUCAAUGGCGAGCAAUUACCAAGUAAUUCUGGAGUGUUAGAAUGUGAAACGAUGAAAGGAAUAGUUGCUUCCAGAUCCCACAAGCACGUACAAGUGUUUUAUAGACCCAAUCAAAGAAAGCUAGACCAAUUCACAAUAUUUUGCUCCUUGAACCUGAAUAGAGAAGCUAGUGCUAUGACAGAGGAGCAAAUUUUAUCUCUUCAAAGAUGUGAUGUUUUUGGAAUAGGAUCAUAUCCUCAACUUGGUAUAACUGACAUUAGGUCUGCAUCGGGAUCAAAAGUUGAUCUUUGGAGCCAAUUUUCUGUAAAUUCUAUUAACAAGGAGCUCAGAAAAAAUACCAACUGCUAUCAAAUUGAAUCAAGCAUCACAAAUUUUAACUCCUCUAUCCAAUACUUGGAAAAAUAUUUCUGUGAUUUUGGAGCCAAACCUAUUGAAUCAGAAGACACUAUUGUUUAUGUCACUAUUGAAAAUAUUGGUAACAUAAGGGCACAAUUUUCGAUUAGCACUCCGUUCGACUCAAUGGUUGAUGUUGAUAAGUGGGCUCAUGAUCAAGUCGCCAAAGACGAGGACGAGCUACGUACUUUGAGUAUUUUUGUAAAUAAGCUUUUUGAAAUUUAUCCUAACCAAGCAUCUCUUGAGCCUGGGGAAAGUAUUGUUGUAGCCCUAAUAUAUAGACACAAGGUUGUUGACACUCAUGAAAUACCAAUACUAUUUCAGAUACGAAAUGGACGAUGCUUUACAAUAUAUCUGACAGGAAGAACUCUUUCGUAUCAACAAAAACAUUUACAAUUCGGAAGCAUGGAACAUACACUUGAAGACCAAGAAAUUGGAACAGAGAAUCAACCAAUACAAUAUUUGAAGGUAAUCAAUCCAACGAAUCAAGACAUUGAGAUUUGUGUGGAUGAGCAACCAUUUAAACAGCUAGCUCUUGAAAAUUAUGAUUUUGAAAUUAUAUCUUUAGAAAAUAAGAAGAGCAUAGUUCCUGCCAAUCACUAUAUUUAUCUGAGACUCGUUUUCCGACCAAUUGAACUUAAAACCUAUGAAAUGUGCCUUCCUAUUCAGAUGAUGAAUUCUGACCUUGUUUACAAUCUCACUUUGAAAGGAAAAGGUGUUGAAAAAAUAUGCGAACCAUUGGAAUAUGAUGAAGAAGCACAGAUCGUAAAGCAUGUCCCAACAGAAGUUCAAAAAGUUCAACAGCAAAAAACUCCAACACAAACUGUUGCUUUCUCCAUGGACGUUAUUGAUUUUGAAUCCAUUCCUUUCCUCUCUGUUCACACAAGAAUUGUUAGUAUUUCUAACCUUUCUUCAGAUAUUCUUUCUUUUUCUUGGAAUACUGUAUUACCUCUGGAUGACAACCAGCUCUCCUCUACUGUUAAGAUUGAACCUUUAACCUCUACACUACAACCACAGGAAACGAAAUGUUGUAAAAUUACUCUCUCUGCAGGUUCUGUUUCACAACUUUUGAAUUGUGAUAUUUAUUGUGAGGUGAGCAAUAUCAGCAAAAAAGAAAGAAAAGAACAAAGGAAAAAGAAGUAUGAAGAAACAUUGGUUCAUUAUGCUAAGGAUGACGACAUUUCAGAUCAAGUCAGUGAAAAAAGUAUUUUAUCCAUUAAGGAACAUUUUGCGAAUCCAAAAAAUAGACUCAACAAAGGAAGAAUUGUUCCAAAAGCUGUUACAAAAAACACUACCAAGAGAGAAUCAGUUAUUAGUAAGAGUACAAUUGCUAGAGACAAUGCGUUAACACUCUCGGCCUAUUCAACUGCAAUUCCAAGAUAUUUACCAGUCUCCAAGACAAUUACUAAACAACCCGUACUUGAAAGACCUUCAUCCGCAUCAGUGGACAAGUUUGGAUUGCAACCAGUGUUACCAACAAAGCAUUAUUUAACCAUCAAAUGCAAAGUAAUUCCUCUUGAAGAGUUCAAGUAUGGAACAAGAACAAGAGAGAAAUGGCAAGAAGAAUUUAUUCCUCAACUUUAUGAAUUCACUCCGGAUCAUAGACCUACAUCUUCAUUAUCAGUCACUUCUAGCAUUGACAGAAAUAUGUUCUCUGAUAUUCUUUCAGGAAUGCUUCAAGAAAUUAUGCAUGACAAUGAUCUUGAACAAUCACUGGUUGAAACCAAUAAUUGGGAAGCCUCAAGUGUAUUUUAUUGUGAAAUUGCUGAAACACCAAGAUCCACAAGUAGUAGACCAUCAUCAGCCUUACCAAAGACAGAAUCAAAGCUUGCAAGUCAACCUGCUACUCUGUCAUCCUUCACGGAAGCUUCAGUGAAUUUCCAUGAUCUUACUCCACCUACCUCUGAAUGCUCCGUUAAGAGUACCAAAGAAAUACGAGAAGAAGAGAAACUCGUCCAAGAACACAUUGUUCAAGAUCCAAAGUUUCAAAAAGCUCUGGAAUGGAUAUUGGAUGAAACUUUGUUUAAAAUCGUUAGCGAAAUUUCAGGACCAGUUGGUCAAUGA
Molecule: messenger RNA, 5205 nt
Organism: Naegleria lovaniensis
Lineage: Eukaryota; Heterolobosea; Eutetramitea; Acrasida; Naegleriidae
Exons: 4
Coding region: 1-5205 (1734 amino acids)
Source: RefSeq, a predicted model, not a curated record